Molecule: messenger RNA, 891 nt
Organism: Penicillium taxi
Lineage: Eukaryota; Fungi; Ascomycota; Eurotiomycetes; Eurotiales; Aspergillaceae
Exons: 1
Coding region: 1-891 (296 amino acids)
Source: RefSeq, a predicted model, not a curated record
AUGCCGAGCCCAGUAUCUUCUCGCACAAGCUUGUCUUCAACCCCGUUGACUCGCACUUCGACGAGCUCUUCAUUUAUUACGGGCUUUCCUUCGAUCGUUUCUUCCAGUUCAUUUUCUGUUCCCUCUUCGGAUACUUCUUCUACUCCCUCUUCUGGUUCUUCCUCCGGUUCUUCAUCCUCCUCGCCCUCUGGCUCGUCUGGUAAAUCGGGCUCGAAUCUAUCAGAGACGCGACCCCACUCCAGCGCAACAGCGCUCGAUUAUUUGACUACAACCCUGGGUGGAUCAUCCAGUACAAAGUCAUUAGAAGGAUCAAGUGUGGGUGUGCCUAUUACUUCAACAUAUAUCUCAACGUAUACUAUUACGACAACUUCGCCCGACUCGACGACAUACUUCACUACUGAGACUAUCACCUACAGAACAACAAUUUGUCCCGAGGGUUCCGAACCUAUAGCUUCUAAAGGUUCAAGCACUACUCACAUAAGUGUGACUCAGAACGCCCACCCCCAGCAUACUACUACUAUACAGACUGCUGGUGCUCCAGCUCAGGAAUCUGAGACCAGUAAAUUCACUGUGCAGCUGACCGCAGCCUCCACUCUCUCGCUUACCCAUUCAAUUGCUCCCAGCCACGAGAAAACCGGCUACCAUACUCUUUCCGCUAUACCGCAAGAUUCGACCCCAUCGUCUAGUGAUCAAAAAUAUGAGUUCGUAUCCUCUAGCUCCAGCAAAGCCACUCCUUACACCACAAAGAUUAAUUCGGUCUCUGGAGUAUCGGCCUCUUCUAAGACAACGAGUUCCUACGAGGCCGUCUGGACUGGCGAGGCUUCUAAGAUGGGACGUUUCUCUGCCCUGUUUACCGUGGUGACUAUGUUUUUCACUCUCCUUUUCCUUUAG